Molecule: messenger RNA, 897 nt
Organism: Lentinula edodes (shiitake mushroom)
Lineage: Eukaryota; Fungi; Basidiomycota; Agaricomycetes; Agaricales; Omphalotaceae
Exons: 2
Coding region: 1-897 (298 amino acids)
Source: RefSeq, a predicted model, not a curated record
AUGUCUCACCUUCACCAUUUCAAAGUUCUGGCUACUCAUUUUGAGUGCAAUUCGGCAUGGCGCUCUGAGCUUAUGGACCCUGACCUUGACCUCAAAACUCCGUCUUCUUCACACGUUGUUCAGUUCCUCACCCACUCAUUCCCCAACCUGCGCACCUGCACCUCUCUCUCUAAUUUCAAAUCUUGGUUCCAUAGGUUCAAGUGUGACUAUCCUCUUACUCACGCUGCUCUUAUCGAAGCUGCUGUAUUCCGCAACCACCGAAAUCGCGCCAAGAUGGUUGACCAUGAACCUAUAUGGGCUGUCUGGUAUGAUCAUCUCCGAAGUGCCAAGCAAUCUGAUGUCCGCAUUGGUCGGAAACCCAUGAUGCGCGUUGCAUCAUCCCUUCUUCAGCAUGAUUUGGACCCAAACGAAAGUGCUCGGUUUGUUGAUAAAGAGGAUGGUACCCCUGUUAUGAUGGCUAUCUGCGAUUUCUGUUCCCUUGUCGAAAUUGUGAACUGGGUUAAUGACAUUGUCCUCCGCAAUGUGGCUUGCCAGCACAAUGUCAGGAAGGAGGAUGCUGGGUGCAUCGUCAUAUGUGGCUGGUCUGCAGGUUCCAGAUCCAAACCUGCUUUUGAUUUUGUUCGUAACUUCUUGUCUUCCAAAUCUGAGGAUGAGAAGCAUUCCCUUUGUUAUGAGGCUGCCUCUGUGUUCGCCCUUUUCUGGAACAUGAUCUGUGCCUUGGGUCCCGAGGAGGUUCUCUCCGAUAUCGAAAACUUUCUAUCCACCACUAACAUCUAUGGUAUGGAUGCGAAUGUCCAUGCUGGUGGUCCCGAAAACAUGUACACCGUUCCUAUCAUGUUCCGCAAUGCUCGCAUGGCUCCUCCUUCUGGUGUUUUUGCCCACAAUUACGCUUGGUAA